Molecule: messenger RNA, 837 nt
Organism: Colletotrichum tamarilloi
Lineage: Eukaryota; Fungi; Ascomycota; Sordariomycetes; Glomerellales; Glomerellaceae
Product: zinc finger protein
Exons: 1
Coding region: 1-837 (278 amino acids)
Biological process (GO): regulation of DNA-templated transcription
Molecular function (GO): DNA-binding transcription factor activity, RNA polymerase II-specific; RNA polymerase II cis-regulatory region sequence-specific DNA binding
Source: RefSeq, a predicted model, not a curated record
AUGCCUAUUCUCCUCCCUCACAAGCGGCGGUUAGAAUGCGAAGAUUGUGGCAAACGUUUCAAGCAACGACAAGAACUCACGAGACAUACCAAAACACACAAUGUAGUGGUUCCGUUUGGAUGCAAAUUGUGUCUGAAACGCUUUAAGAAACAAGGGUACCUCAUCCGCCAUAUCCGCACGCAUGAUAUUGAGCGUCGUUUGACAGACAAGAUGUGUUUGGAACGCUACGCGCGAAAAGAUGUCCUCGAUCCUCCCAAAAUGAUCCAUACUGCGAACAAACCCUACGAAUGCAAAUACUGUGAUUUCCGCUCCCGUUACCGAGGCAGUCGCAAUAAGCAUGAAGAAACUCAGCACUUCACUCUUCAGUCAGCUGCUGAUAGAGACUCUGAGGUACUUGGCUCCCUUGAUCUCCGCCCUCAGCGACUGGCAUACGCUAAUUCAAACAGUCCUCGGAAAAAGUCCAGCUCAAUCCCGAAUGAUGUCGCCCUACGGAAAACACUCAACAACUCUAAUCCGAUAGACGCCUCUGCGUGCAAUCCUGGAAGUGCGAUCGCUCAAUACGACCUCUCAAUAUACCAGGAGGAGUAUCAGAGGAGCGGUCAAAGAACGACCUUCAGUAACACCUAUGGAAUUCGCGAGCAGCCGAGUUCCGCUUGUACACGCGUUUCUGCACAGGACCAGCACCACCUUCCAAGUAUUCAUAAAAAGGGACUCAUGGAGUGCAGAAUGCGUGAGGCUGCAUACCCACGCGACCACAACAUAAAUCCCCUGCAGGGGUUUGCCGUUGGUGAGCCAGAAGGGUUGCAGCACUUUCAUUAUGGGAAUCUCUUCAGCUAA